Molecule: messenger RNA, 1370 nt
Organism: Pseudocercospora fijiensis CIRAD86
Lineage: Eukaryota; Fungi; Ascomycota; Dothideomycetes; Mycosphaerellales; Mycosphaerellaceae
Exons: 2
Biological process (GO): mitochondrial tRNA threonylcarbamoyladenosine modification
Cellular component (GO): mitochondrion
Source: RefSeq, a predicted model, not a curated record
CGAGGAGCCUCGCGACAGAACAUCGUGAUACAUUCACCCACUCCACCCAUAUGCGCUCUCUGCGCUGCAUCACGGCGCAUCGACAUGUAAGAACCUUGGCAAGACAGCUGCCAUGCUGUCGCUCACUCCGGCGAUGCCUCACUACGCUGGCCAUAGAAACCUCCUGCGACGACACAUCAGUCGCGGUUGCAGAGCUCACGCCAUCUUCGCUCGGCGGACGACUCCAUGUGCACUACCACAACAAGAUUACUGCGAACGCCGAUGAAUUCCGCGGAAUCCACCCAUUAAUUGCCCUGAAGUCGCAUCGGACGAGCCUCGCGCCAAUGGUUCAAGAAGCAUUGAGCACUGCUCCGCCAUUGGACUUCAUUUCUGUCACGCGAGGUCCUGGAAUGCGUAGCAACCUGGCUGUUGGUGUGGACACUGCGAAAGGGCUCUCUCUUGGUCUGAGGAUUCCCAUUCUAGGAUUGCAUCAUAUGCAAGCCCAUGCCUUGACUCCGAGGCUUGUGCAUGCGAUGCGGAAUUCUGGUGGAUGCAGUUUGAAUCAAGGCUUGAAACCCAGCUUUCCGUUCUUGACAGUACUGGCGAGUGGAGGCCAUACGAUGUUAACCUCGUCUCAAAGUCUGGUAGAGCACACGAUUCUGGCAGAGACCCACGACAUCGCCUUGGGCGACUGUCUUGACAAGGCUGCCCGAGCAGUAGUACCUUUAGAUGCAAUACAAACUCCUUAUGGGAAGGCUCUCGAAGAUUUUGCCUUUCCUUCUGGCGAGUACCAAUACAGGCCUCCAGCCCGCCGGCAGGAGGAGCUUGAGCACCGCAGAACGCAAUGGAACUGGUCGCUUGCGCCGCCUUUCUCGGAGAGUAAAAGUGGUGCCAAAACAUCACGACGCAUGGCAUUCUCCUUCGCCGGGCUCUUAUCCUUCGUAGAGCGUCUAAUGUCUCAGAAGGUAGAUGCGAAUGGACGUUUGGCCUCAGAGGCACGUUUGCCAGAAGAAGUCUCCACUGACGAGCGCCGUGAACUGGCGCGCGAGGUUCAACGAGUUUGCUUCGAGCAUUUGGCCUCCCGCAUCUUACUGCAUCUUUCCUCUUCCAAUGCAAACGAUGUCAACGCGAUCGUUGUCUCUGGAGGGGUUGCAUCAAACCGAUUUUUGAGACAUGUAAUGCGCGCUAUGCUUGACGUUCGUGGCCAUCGACAUGUUGCAUUGGAGUUUCCGCCCGUCGAACUCUGCACCGAUAAUGCCUUAAUGAUUGCAUGGGCUGGAUUGGAGAUGUGGAAUGCCGGCUAUCGGUCGACCUUGGAUAUUGAACCGAUCAGGAAGUGGUCGAUGGAUGCAGCUGCUCCUGAUGGUGGUAUACUAGCGGUCGGAGGGUGG